UGUGACAUCUUUUUUGUCCAAGUGACUUGGUUUACGGACUUAAGUUGAUAAGAUCUUAUGAAACUAAUAUAUGAAUGCAUAACCAGUGCCAGAAAAACCAAUUCACGUAUAACAACUUAAAUUUGACGUCUACUGAAUGUUUAUUAUCAGGGGUAGUAGCUGGGGUGGCGGCUAGAACAGUUACUGCUCCCUUAGAGCUAAUAAAAACACUUUUUCAGCUUCAAGAGACGCCCAUUUCAAGCACCAACGAAAAAGGAUUUCAUGGAGUUAUUGAUGCUCUUAUUAAAUUGAGCAGACAAGAAGGGUUUUUGUCUUUAUGGAAAGGCAAUGGCGUGGGUUGCUUGCGCCUGGGUCCUUAUUCUGGCCUUAAGUUUUUGCUGUAUGACAAACUGAAAUUACAAGUUUACCAGAACGAGCUAAAUGCCUCGAAAAGGUUAUUCUUAGGAAGUUUGGCAGGCAUUAUUGCAACUGUGGUCACUUACCCUCUUGAUAUCGUAAAGACAAGAAUGACCGUUCAAAAAAGAGGCGAAGUUUACAAAGGAACCUCUGAUGCUCUCUUAAAGAUGCUUAGAAAAGAAGGUACGCAUUCCCUCUUCAAAGGGCUGACUCCCACUCUAAUAGGCGUCAUCCCCUUUGAAGGAGUCCAGUUUGCCGUUUAUGAGACCCUUAAAGAAUAUACAGUAGACAGCAGGUGGCCCUCUUGGAGAUGGCCGGAAAGCAAAUUGGACUCAGACGCCAUGGACAUUUUGGUGAUUGGUUCACUCGCCGGUGCUGCAGGUCAGACGGUUUCAUAUCCGUUUGAUUUAGUCCGGAAACGCAUGCAGGUCAAAGGCAUGAUUCGGUCGAGAUACACCGGAACAGUACACUGCUUCUGCUGUGUGUACAGAGAGGAAGGGGUUGGCGGACUAUUUAAAGGGUCUUUCCCAAACUUGCUGAGAAUAGGCCCCUACGCCGCUGUCGUGUUUUUUACCUAUGAGUCGGCUAAGUCCUUUUUUUUGUUAAACCGUCGAAACAGCGAGGAGUAAAGCAACUUUACAAGGUGUCACGAAGAGGGGCACAACGGCAUAAAAGAAAGGAAGGGAAGGCCCUGGAAUGUUGUGUCCUAGCAAACUACUAGCUUGGGCGUUUUUAUAGCUAAACAUUUAAACUGCUUUAUUUUAAUUAUUUACUGUAAU
Zophobas morio is the source of this 1175-nucleotide messenger RNA. RefSeq lists its product as uncharacterized. Lineage: Eukaryota; Metazoa; Arthropoda; Insecta; Coleoptera; Tenebrionidae. Gene Ontology annotation, biological process: transmembrane transport. The record is from RefSeq and is a predicted model, not a curated record. Bases 75 to 1025 code for a protein of 316 amino acids. The transcript has 11 exons.